AGGAAAAAUGGCAGGGGUGAAAAAAUGGAACGAGGUGACAACAGCUGCAGAAUUAACAAAAUCAAGCAAUCCGCUUGCUAUGCUCAUUGCCAUUGACAAAGGUGACAUCACUAAGUUUGAAAUUGAUGCCAUCGUUAACGCCGCCAACAGCUCGCUUUUAGGUGGUGGUGGUGUUGAUGGAGCCAUUCACCGUGCGGCAGGCCGACGCUUAUAUGAUGAAUGCAAAAAGCUGAAUGGUUGCAAAACUGGGGAGGCUAAAAUAACCGGAGCUUACGAUAUGAAACAUAUCAAACAUGUAAUACACACAGUAGGACCCCAAGUUCACUCUAAAGUUUCCGAAGAACAGCGGAAUCAGUUGAAAUCUUGCUACAUUCAAUCUCUUAAUAUUGCCAUUGCGAAUAAUUUGAGGACUAUUGCUUUUCCAUGUAUUUCGACAGGCGUGUAUGGUUAUCCAAAUGAUGAUGCGUGUAAUGUUGUUGUCACUUCCGUUUUGGCAUGGUUGAAAGAAAAUAGGGACAAAAUUGAUAGAAUAAUUUUCGUCACAUUUUUGGACAAGGAUUACGACUUGUAUGAGAAAUGCCUGAAAGAAAGACUAACUUAAUGUAAGAAGCUUGUGCAUGAACCUAAGUUUUCUUCCUUUCUCCGAUAAUAUUGUAUUAUCAAUAUGUCGGCUGUUUACAGCUAUCCUGCUUUUUUGGCGACUUCUGGAAUUUUCUUAUGAAUAAACUUGAUGUAAAUGUAGAUGAACAUCUUGAAAAAUAUUAUUCAUUUUUAACAUUAAUUAACAAAUAAGUAUUAUGGCGCCCUUACUGUUUUUAUUUUUAGCAAGGAAUUUCAAAG
Molecule: messenger RNA, 840 nt
Organism: Loa loa (African eye worm)
Lineage: Eukaryota; Metazoa; Nematoda; Chromadorea; Rhabditida; Onchocercidae
Exons: 5
Coding region: 8-601 (197 amino acids)
Biological process (GO): DNA damage response; purine nucleoside metabolic process; peptidyl-glutamate ADP-deribosylation
Cellular component (GO): nucleoplasm
Molecular function (GO): ADP-ribosylglutamate-[protein] hydrolase activity
Source: RefSeq, a predicted model, not a curated record